Molecule: messenger RNA, 1014 nt
Organism: Myotis lucifugus (little brown bat)
Lineage: Eukaryota; Metazoa; Chordata; Mammalia; Chiroptera; Vespertilionidae
Product: lymphocyte antigen 6G6e-like
Exons: 3
Coding region: 93-554 (153 amino acids)
Biological process (GO): desensitization of G protein-coupled receptor signaling pathway; acetylcholine receptor signaling pathway
Cellular component (GO): plasma membrane
Molecular function (GO): acetylcholine receptor binding; transmembrane receptor protein serine/threonine kinase activity; acetylcholine receptor activator activity
Source: RefSeq, a predicted model, not a curated record
CGCUGCUCAGGCUGGUGAAUGUGGGCUGGUUCCACCGCUCCCACCCGCUCGCUCCCUAGGUGUGUUUGUUUACUGGUUCCUCCCAGUCUCAGAUGCUCCUGCUCUCCAACCUGGGGCACUCAGGUGCAGUCACAGUCUCCCGGACUCCUGGGCCCUGGACCCAGCCAUGGGCACCUCCAGUGCCGUCCUCUGCAUCCUGUUCUUCUGUGGGGCGCUGGGUAAGGGUCUCAACACUCUCCCUGCCCCGCGGCGGCUCCACUUGUUACACCUGCAGCUUCGCCAAACCCUGCUACCCUGUUCCCACCGAGUGUGGGGAUGAUGAAGCUUGUGGCGUCAGCAUCGGCACCUCAGAGCAGAAUGAGGUCAUCCAGCGGAAAGGCUGCCUCCCCAGGGCCCAGUGCCCUCUGCCUGGCCAUGCCACCUACUGGUCACGCUCCUACGCGCUGCGGCACCACUGCUGCGACCAGGACCUGUGCAACGGGGCCCCCAGGCCCCUGGUCCCCACCCUGCUCCUCACCGCCAGCUUCACCUGCGGAGGCCACCUCCUCCUCUAGCCUCCUCAGAGCUGCGGCCCUCAACCCAGACGCCCUCACCAUCUCCGCGGCCCUGGAGACACCUGCCUGACACUUGAGAUGUGGCCAAGUUCCUGGCUUGACAGACAGGCCUCAGCGCCCUGGCCCCACAGCUUUGCAGAGCUCUUCCAAGACCUGAUUCCUGUGGGCCCUCCUCCAGCCCCUACAACUUGCCCAGAGCCCGGCCUCAUAAAAAUGCUGUUCUGUGUCUUUUGUCUUUUUUAGAUACCGAGGCUGAUGCCCUCUCCAAGCCCCAGGUCUCUGGCAAGGCAGGUGCUUGAUGGAGCUGUGGGUCCCAGGCAAGGGGGUGGCAGGGGCCCCAGUAUGGAGAGGAGGGGUGUCUUGCCAGGGAAGGUCCAUUUGGUAGAUCAGGAACUUAGGAAGGAGGGCUUGGGGAACGAUGAAGGGCGAAUUUAAUAAAGUGCUAUCUGGGGUCUGGUAA